AUGGAAGAGUCUUGUACGAGGAAGGCCGUGACGGGCGCUUUGAAGAAUACAGAUUGGGACCCCCUCCUUCCCAAGGCUAGCAAGGGGAAGAAGGCCUUGGCCGUGCUUUCUCGACCGAGUACGCCGGCUGCGGCCGUACCCAGGGUGGCGGCCCCUCCUUUGGCUAGAGCAGCGAUCGUGACUUCAACAGCAGCCCCAACCUCCAGAGCGCCUGUUGUGGUGUGGGCGCGAAAAACUUUGGCGCAUAGGACCGUGCCAUCCGCCCCGCCGACUCGACCGAUCGCUGCCGUUGCCUUGGGUCGCAAGAGGGGUCAAGAGGCCUCAAGUACUGAGGCUGCAGCGGUUGAGGCCGCGCCAGCCGAAAGUGUUGUGGUUGAGACGGCGAUGUUAGAGCGGUCGAGAAAAAGGGUCCUCCUUGUUCUUUCGGAGGGCGAGGACGAGGAGGAAGUCCCUCCUGUGAUUAUGAGUGAAGCCCCUCUCGUGACCGGCGAGGCAGUGGCCGAGAAUUUGGUCGAGGAGGUGGCCGCCGCCGAGGUGGCGGUUGAGGGGGCGGCCACUGCCGAGGUGGCAGAAAUGCUGGAUGCCGAGGCAACAGUCGCAGAGGUGCCAGCCAUUGAGGAGGCCGCCGUGGACAUGCCAGACGACGAGGUCCUUGCCGUGGAACGGACGCGGGCCGCCUCUGCCAUGCCUACCUUGACCGUUACCGCGUCUGUCGAGCCGUUGCGGUUCACUCCUCAUCGUCCAAGCGGCAUUGUGAUCCGCUCGAAGACCACCUCUUCCGAUGAUCUCGAGGAGUUAUACGCCAGCCUCCAUGAAGAAGGAGGCAGCUCAGCCUCGGCUCCCUUGGACGAAGAUUCCAAGGCCGUCAUUGAAAGGCUCCGAGAGUUCCUAUUCUUUGGGGUUCACCAAAUGACCACCGCCGAGGCAUUCAUGGAGUUCGGGUCCUGCCUGGAUACGGUCAUGGCGUUGGGUUGUUGGACUCGGCUCAGCUGGAUGGGCUACAGGCUCGCUUGGCCGAGGGCAAGGAGAUGA
This is a messenger RNA of Prunus armeniaca (apricot), 1032 nucleotides long. The record is from the annotation of a GenBank genome assembly. Lineage: Eukaryota; Viridiplantae; Streptophyta; Magnoliopsida; Rosales; Rosaceae.